CUCCUCUCCAGUUCGUCCAUUUCUCUCUCCCCCGUCACAGUUCCCACUAUUGAAUACUAAUUAUGUUCUGGUGUGUUUCUUUUCAAAGUUGAAGAGGGAUGCAAAAAAUGGGUCAGAUGGAGAUUGGAUUGUGGAGUGAGAAAACGGAGAUGGAGUUCCCUGCAUUCCCAUGUCUGAUGGGUUCCCCACUGUUCUUUGCUUCCCUGUUGGAAACAAGAUCUUGGACCCAGUGAGAAGGCAAGGGAGAUGGUUGCUUAUGCUAACGAGACAUAGCAUCAAGAGAUCAUUUGUAAACCCAAAACAGUGGUGGAACAAGAAGCUAAGCACUACCUUGACUUCUCCUGGAGGGCUCUCCUUGGUCACUUGGAUAACCACAACAGUGGUGGAAGAGGAUAAAACCAGCAAGCCUUCUCAAGAAACUUCUGGUGCCCGAAAGAUGGCCCUUGAUGAUGAAGAGCAGGUAUUGGAGAAACAUUGACUGGUACUUUUCUUGGCAGCUCCAAUAGUUGAGACAAGAUGCUGAGACUUAUGCUCCUUUUGGAAGAAUGAAGAUGAUGCUUGAGGGUGGCUAUACGCAAUCGCCUACAUUGACAAAGUUGCUUAUGGUUUCUCCAAUGAUACAACUACACUGUAUUGUGGGAGCAACUUGACACAUCCAAUUACUCCAAAAUUGAUAUAUAUUUUGAAUUGUAAGAGGUUGUGUUGCAAUGAUUGAUUAGAGAAAAAUAAUUGUUUCUGUUUCAGUAUGGAAGUUGGUUUUGAUUGUUCUAUAAAUGACUUUUGUUGAUUGUCGAUUUUAGCGAUCUUUUGAAGCCACUUUGUCAAAGUCAUAAUGUAUUCAUGUCACUGUGUUGGAUUUGUG
This is a messenger RNA of Linum tenue, 862 nucleotides long. NCBI's taxonomy places the organism in Eukaryota, Viridiplantae, Streptophyta, Magnoliopsida, Malpighiales, Linaceae. The record is from the annotation of a GenBank genome assembly.